Rattus rattus (black rat) is the source of this 4575-nucleotide messenger RNA. RefSeq names its product potassium voltage-gated channel subfamily H member 3 (gene Kcnh3). Gene Ontology annotation, cellular component: membrane. Gene Ontology annotation, biological process: regulation of membrane potential; potassium ion transmembrane transport. Gene Ontology annotation, molecular function: voltage-gated potassium channel activity. The record is from RefSeq and is a predicted model, not a curated record. NCBI's taxonomy places the organism in Eukaryota, Metazoa, Chordata, Mammalia, Rodentia, Muridae. The transcript has 15 exons. Bases 1191 to 4274 code for a protein of 1027 amino acids.
UUGGUGCCCACCGGCCAUCCCCUUCCUCACCCCUCUUGAAGCCAGGGCCAUCCUCUCCUUCCAGUAACUGAAGGUUUCCCGGAGGUUUUCAGGGUCAACACUGCUAGCAGAUGUCCCUAGGUGCGGGGCCCCGGGAUGAGUCAAUCUGAUCCAUCCGGUCCUCAGACCCGGCGCGGUUGCAAAGGCCGAGUCGGGUGAAGCGCGGAACCAGUACCGGUGGACAGCGCAGAGGGCUCACAACCCAGAUUUAGAAAUAAGAUUUGCAAAGGAAGGUAGAGUAGGCGGGAUUCAGCAGAGAACUGUGUCUGCAAGCACAUCGCACAGUCUAAACCCAUCGCUUGGAGUGCCCACCCGGCUCCAAGAAGCUGUGCUUGGGGACUCCCAUCCGGACCUGGGAAGUUUGGAAAAGGCAACUUGAGCUUCCAGACUCCGAGUUCCUCUGGCUCUGAACACAGGGAAGUCAUGAAAACAGGGUCCCUCCCCCUCUCACUCCCAGCGGGGCUUCCCGGUUCUGACAAGCAUUCUCCCUCCUGUUGUAGACAGCCUGUAGGAACUCAUCACAGAGCUACCCCCCCCCCAAGCUUCUCCAUCUGCUUUGGGCUCGAAGCCUGCUGAUUCAGCACCCCUCACUCCCCAAUACAUUCUUGGCUCCAGGCUCUGUUGUUCAACCACUAUCCAUCCACACACCGCCAUUCUUGAUUGCAUUCAGUAGUUCCUGAGCAGGGGCGUGCAGUGAGGGUGUGAACACAGCAUAGGGUGGACGGUGGCCUGCUUCUCAGACCAAGUGGGUCUCCGUGGGAGGAGCCACACAGCCAGCCUAGUUAUCCAAUUAGCGGGUGAGCCUGGCAGAAGCCAAGGCGUGCCCAAAGGACAGGUGGUGCAGCCUUUUGGAAAUCUCCAGCCCCACCCCUUAUUCAAACUGCUCUGGACACUCUGGACAGCAGUGCACACAGGACUGCAUCAAACAGUCGGCAUUGACACGUGCUGAUCCUCAAAUACAAAUACGCUCGUAUACAUUCAGCAGCCGGGGGUAGCCUUCGAGGACACUGAUGCACCGUGCACCUGCUAAGUCUCAUUCAUGAACAGACAGUAACUUCGUCCUGGGCAACGCCCAGGUGGCAGGGCUCUUCCCUGUGGUCUACUGCUCCGAUGGCUUCUGUGACCUCACGGGUUUCUCCAGAGCUGAGGUCAUGCAGCGAGGCUGUGCCUGCUCCUUCCUCUAUGGGCCAGACACCAGUGAGUUGGUCCGCCAACAGAUCCGAAAAGCCCUGGAUGAGCACAAAGAAUUCAAGGCUGAACUGAUCCUGUACCGGAAGAGCGGGCUUCCAUUCUGGUGUCUCCUGGAUGUGAUACCUAUAAAAAACGAGAAGGGGGAGGUGGCCCUCUUCCUGGUCUCUCACAAGGACAUCAGUGAGACCAAGAACCGAGGAGGCCCUGACAACUGGAAGGAGAGAGGUGGUGGCCGACGCAGAUAUGGUCGGGCAGGAUCCAAAGGCUUUAAUGCCAAUCGGAGGCGCAGCCGGGCGGUUCUCUACCACCUCUCUGGUCACCUGCAGAAACAACCCAAGGGCAAGCACAAACUCAAUAAGGGCGUGUUUGGAGAGAAGCCAAAUUUGCCCGAAUAUAAAGUCGCUGCUAUCCGGAAGUCACCCUUUAUCCUGCUGCACUGUGGGGCUCUGAGAGCCACCUGGGAUGGCUUCAUCCUGCUCGCCACGCUCUACGUGGCUGUCACUGUGCCAUACAGCGUGUGUGUGAGCACAGCACGGGAGCCCAGUGCUGCCCGUGGCCCACCUAGUGUCUGUGACCUGGCCGUGGAAGUCCUCUUCAUCUUAGAUAUUGUGCUGAAUUUUCGUACUACAUUUGUGUCCAAGUCAGGCCAGGUGGUAUUCGCCCCAAAGUCCAUUUGCCUCCACUACGUCACCACCUGGUUCCUGCUGGAUGUCAUAGCAGCACUGCCCUUUGACCUACUACAUGCCUUCAAGGUCAACGUGUACGUUGGGGCUCACCUACUGAAGACCGUGCGGCUGCUUCGGCUGCUGCGCCUACUGCCAAGACUGGACCGGUACUCUCAGUAUAGCGCGGUUGUGCUCACCUUGCUCAUGGCUGUGUUUGCCCUGCUCGCCCACUGGGUGGCCUGCGUUUGGUUCUACAUCGGCCAGCAAGAGAUUGAGAACAGCGAGUCAGAGCUGCCUGAGAUCGGCUGGCUGCAGGAGCUGGCACGCAGGCUGGAGACGCCCUAUUACCUGGUGAGCCGGAGUCCAGAUGGAGGGAACAGCUCUGGCCAGAGUGAAAACUGCAGCAGCAGUGGCGGCGGCAGCGAAGCCAACGGGACUGGGCUGGAGCUGCUGGGUGGCCCAUCCCUACGCAGCGCCUACAUCACCUCCUUGUACUUCGCGCUCAGCAGUCUCACCAGUGUGGGCUUCGGCAAUGUGUCUGCUAACACAGACACCGAGAAGAUCUUCUCCAUCUGCACUAUGCUUAUUGGAGCUCUGAUGCAUGCAGUGGUGUUUGGGAAUGUGACAGCCAUCAUCCAGCGCAUGUACGCUCGCCGCUUUCUGUACCACAGCCGCACCCGUGACCUGCGAGACUACAUUCGCAUCCACCGCAUCCCCAAGCCCCUCAAGCAGCGCAUGCUCGAGUACUUCCAAGCCACCUGGGCCGUGAACAACGGCAUCGAUACCACUGAGCUGCUGCAGAGCCUCCCGGAUGAGCUUCGAGCAGACAUCGCCAUGCACCUGCACAAGGAGGUCCUGCAGCUGCCGUUGUUCGAGGCAGCGAGCCGUGGCUGCCUGCGGGCACUGUCUCUGGCCCUGAGGCCCGCCUUCUGCACGCCGGGCGAGUACCUCAUUCACCAAGGCGAUGCUCUCCAGGCUCUCUACUUCGUGUGCUCAGGUUCCAUGGAGGUCCUCAAAGGUGGCACCGUCCUCGCCAUUCUAGGGAAGGGCGACCUGAUCGGCUGUGAGCUGCCCCAGCGAGAGCAAGUAGUGAAGGCCAAUGCCGACGUAAAGGGGCUGACAUACUGCGUCCUACAGUGCCUGCAGCUGGCUGGGCUGCACGAGAGCCUCGCACUGUACCCCGAGUUUGCCCCACGCUUUAGCCGUGGCCUCCGAGGGGAGCUCAGCUACAACCUGGGAGCUGGAGGAGUCUCUGCAGAGGUGGAUACCAGCUCACUGAGUGGUGACAACACCCUCAUGUCCACACUGGAGGAGAAGGAGACAGACGGGGAGCAAGGACACACGGUCUCACCAGCCCCAGCAGAUGAGCCCUCCAGCCCCCUGCUGUCACCUGGCUGUACCUCCUCCUCCUCAGCGGCCAAACUACUCUCCCCACGUCGAACUGCACCCCGGCCGAAGCUGGGUGGCAGAGGGCGGCCAAGUAGGGCAGGGGUUUUGAAGCCUGAGGCUGGUCCUUCUGCUCAUCCACGGACACUUGAUGGGCUGCAGCUGCCCCCCAUGCCAUGGAAUGUACCUCCAGACCUGAGCCCCAGGGUCGUAGAUGGCAUUGAGGAUGGCUGCGGCUCUGACCAGCACAAGUUCUCUUUCCGGGUGGGUCAGUCUGGCCCAGAAUGUAGCAGCAGCCCCUCCCCAGGAACAGAGAGUGGCCUGCUCACUGUCCCCUUGGUGCCCAGUGAGGCGAGAAACACAGACACACUGGACAAGCUACGGCAGGCGGUGAUGGAGCUGUCUGAACAGGUGCUGCAGAUGCGAGAGGGACUGCAGUCACUUCGCCAGGCUGUGCAGCUCAUCCUGGUGCCCCAAGGGGAAGGCCAGUGUCCCCGGGUAUCAGGAGAAGGGCCAUGCCCAGCCACUGCCUCUGGGCUCCUACAACCCCUGCGUGUGGACACUGGGGCAUCAUCCUACUGCCUGCAGCCCCCAGCAGGUUCAGUCUUGAGUGGGACCUGGCCUCACCCCCGUCCAGGGCAUCCCCCUCCCCUCAUGGCACCCUGGCCCUGGGGCCCCCCAGCAUCUCAGAGCUCCCCCUGGCCUCGAGCCACAGCUUUAUGGACCUCCACCUCAGACUCAGAGCCCCCUGGCUCUGGAGACCUCUGCUCUGAGCCCAGCACCCCAGCCUCACCCCCUCCUCCUGAGGAAGGGGCUAGGACUGGGACUCCCGCACCUGUGAGCCAGGCUGAGGCUACCAGUACUGGAGAGCCCCCUCCGGGGUCAGGGGGCCGAGCCUUGCCCUGGGAUCCCCACAGCCUAGAGAUGGUGCUCAUCGGCUGCCACGGCCCUGGCACGGUCCAGUGGACCCAGGAGGAGGGCACAGGAGUCUGACCACAGGCCGGAGAGGGGUUCUGCAAACACCCGCCACCUGCUGACCGCCCAGCCUCACAGGGCUGCCCUCCGGCUCAGGGCAGGGAACCUGAGGAAGGAGGAGGGUGAGCUGGAGCCUCAGGCCCAGGCCAGGGAUCCACGGUUCUGCUCCACUGACCUGACCCAAUGGGGGCAGAGGCCUGAGGACGAGGAGGGGUUCUGCCAUUCCUUGCAUGUGCCCGUCUCCACUGUCCUCUGUCCUCAUGUUUUUUAUAUUAAAAAACAUAAAAAAAAAAAAACCAAUAAAGAAACUACUUUGGAA